Messenger RNA from Drosophila bipectinata, 3521 nucleotides. RefSeq names its product farmer (gene frm). Gene Ontology annotation, biological process: extracellular matrix organization. The record is from RefSeq and is a predicted model, not a curated record. Gene Ontology annotation, molecular function: extracellular matrix structural constituent conferring tensile strength. Lineage: Eukaryota; Metazoa; Arthropoda; Insecta; Diptera; Drosophilidae.
GUUCAUCUUCAGUUCGUCCACAUCGGUCACCACGGUAUGAGCUCUAGUUUAGGCUCUUAAAAAUUGGAAAUUGGAUAACUCAGUUUAUUCCAUUCAAAAAUUGAUAAUACCUAAAUAAAUAUUUACUGGCGUUCCUUGUGUCAAAAAAACCAUAAAAUUCGUUGAAAAUGGCGCGUGCAGCUUUGUGCAUGGCCGUCGCUUGCAUCUUGAUGCAAUGCGUCUACUCUGCCAAGUUUGAUGCAGAGAACCGUCGUCUUAUCCUCGACAUAAACGACCAAAAGACAACGAAUCAGCAAUACUAUUCGUCAAACUUUGACACAAAUGCCUAUCGGUAUGGUUAUGAUGUCGGCAAGACCGGCAACUUCCACCACGAAACGAGAGGUCCCGACGGAGUGACCUACGGCUGCUACGGCCUCAUCGAUCCCUACCAUCUGCUCCGGGCAACACACUACGUGGCCGACGCCCACGGUUACCGCACAGUCGAGCCGGAGAAGCCGGUGGAGACCUUCCCACCACACCUGUACAAAGAGACUGACGGAGGACCCUCCGAGCCGGGCAUCCUGCUCCAGUGGGACGAGCUCUACUUCCCCAUCGGAUGUGGAAAGUUCGCCAACGGAGCCCAACACGGUGUUCCCUACUUCAUUGAGGAUUACAAAGAGACCAAAAAAAGCUCCGAUGCGAUUCCAUCGUUCAGCUCCAACAGUAUUGUGAUCAAGGGCUCCGACCAGAAGAGUCUGCCCAUCCACAAGCCCGUGGGUCCCAUUGGACAGAGCACGGGAAUCUUUGGCACCGACAAGGGCCACAGCGACCACAGUCAUCCCGGCGACCAGGCGCCGUCUUUCCACUCGGUGAACACCUUGCUCCCGGGCAGCAGCAAUGAUGGCCAGUACGUGCCGGAUAACAAUCCCUACAAGCAUGUGGUUGGACCCAAUGGAGGAAACGGAGGCAACGGAUCUGGCGGCGGCUUCGGUGGAAACGGAGGCGUCGGCGGCAACGGAGGAUUCGGACCCAAUGGGCCGGGAGGCCCGAAGGGACCCUUCGGACCUAAUGGGCCUCCUGGUCCACCUGGGCCUCCGGGUCCGGUCGGCGCGGGAGGAGGAGCCUCAGGAAAACCGGUCUAUAAGGACGGCGAUCGUAUUUCCGUCGGCAGCGGUUCCGGAAUCGGUGGCGGUGAUCGUUAUAGCACCGGAAACGGUGGCGGAAAUGGCUCCGGCGGUCGUUAUACCACCGGAAACGGUGGCGGAGUUGGUUCCGGCGACCGUUAUACCACCGGAAACGGUGGCGGAGUCGGCUCCGGCGAUCGUGUUUCCGUCGGAAGCGGUUCCGCAAUCGCCGCCGGCGGUCAGUACCGCCCUGGCAAUGACGGAACCUACACGAGCACCUACACGUACACCGAGACCGGUUUUCCUGGGGCCGUCGCCUAUCAAGCAGAUAACGGUAAAUAUAACCCUAACGCCAACGAUGGUCGCUAUUCUGGUAUUAACGAUGGCAAAUAUUAUCACGAUGAUUCGGGCAAAUAUGUUCACGUUGAAGGCCCAACUGGACCUCCAGCACCCCCAUAUGUCCAUGUGGUUGGACCCGAGGGCGGAUACGGCGGCGAGGGCGGCAACGGAGACGGCGGCGGCGUAGGCCCAGGCGGCCCGAACGGACCCGGCGGACCAAAGGGACCCGGCGGCCCCAAGGGACCCCCCGGACCUCCCGGACCCCCCGGACCACCUGGACCUCCCGGACCUAAGGGACCAACCAAGCCUGGACCUAAAGGACCUUUCGGACCUCCUGGACCACCCGGACCUCCUGGACCUACCGCUCCCGGCCCAUAUGGACCCCCUGGUCCUCCCGGACCAACCCGCCCUGGCCCACCAGGACCUCCCGGACCAACCCGCCCUGGCCCACCAGGACCUCCCGGACCUACCCGCCCUGGACCCCCAGGACCCACUCGCCCUGGCCCACCACCACCACCCAACGAUCCUCGUUACUCGGACAAGGAGACUCCCGGCUACCUGCCACCUGUCCAACCGGGUAAAAUUUCCAAAAUUCCGCCCCCAUCCUACUCACAAGUCAUUCAAGUUGAACCCCCAAAAGUAGUUUAUAAGCCGAAUUACGAAAAGAAUGAUGAUUAUGUGCAGAGAGUAACCACUAAGCCACCACUAACCUAUAUUCCUCCUUCUCCUUCCACUCCCAAACCCUAUGUUCCCGUUCCUGUUCCGCCAUCCCAAAAAAUCACGACGAUCGUACAGCCAAAGGUCCCGGCUAUCACUAUUGAGAAGGAUAAGCCUAAGAGCGUUCCGCCACCGCCAGUGACACCGGGUAAAGUUGAAAAGAACACAUACCUACCGCCACCACCACCGACUCCAAAAUACGUGACCAAGACAUCGACACCCGCACCGAUUCCGGUGCAACCGUACCAACCCUCGACCCCCCGACCUUUUGUGGUUAAUACCGCCACCCCAGUUCCCCAGACUCCGCCGACUAUCAAAUACCAUACGCCACAGGUACCGCCAGUGACUGUUCCUCCGUACAAGCCCGUGACCGCGAGACCGACACCACCACCCCAAGUUUACGUUGAACCCAAAGUAACGCCACGUCCCUCUCCACCAUUGCAUGUGCCAUCGAUCAGCGAGUCCUGUGUGUGUAACGCCGAUAAGACGCACUCAUCGAAAAGCACCCUUACCUCCACCACCACCACCACCUCAACCACCUAUCCCAAUCCAGCCUCUGUUGACUUUAACAAACAAUUUUCCGGCUUCAACGGACAAGCGAACUUUGGCAGCAUAAUAAACGCCAUGUCACUAACACAACUGCCGGUGAUACCUCAAGCUCCUGGACAGCCGGCCUUCUAUCCCCCGGACAAGAUCCCCAAGGGGGCGGUGAUCGCACUCAUGCCGGUGGUUAUCUUGCCGCAGGAGUACUAUUCAAGCUGCGAAGAAAAUUCUGUCUACCAACACUCGAACAUCGAUCCCUUCCCGCUGGGCGUUCAGCCGGCUUCGUUCAGUCUCCACUCCGUCCUGACUGGCUCCGCCCCCAAGGACCAAUGCAUGUGCCCCUGCUCCUGCACCCAGAAUCUGCCAGGACGAUUGCACAAGAAGCGCGAGGCGAGCGAUGCCGAUGCCCCAGUUGUGGUCAAGGCCGAGCCCGAAGUAGAAACUAAAGCUGAGCCCAUUCCGGCCGCUUCCGAGGAGGUCAAGGUUCAGGUUGAGCCCAAGCCAGUUGCCCCCGAAGAGGUUAAGGGGAAAGUAGAGCCCGCUGCUUCCGAGGAGGUCAAGGUGCAGGUUGAGCCCAAGCCAGCUGCCUCCGAAGAGGUGAAGGAAAAGGUUGAGCCCGUGCCAGCAGCUUCCGAGGAAGUUAAGACGAAAAUCGAACCCGAGGAAGCCAAAAUCCUGGCUGACCCUAAACCAGAAAUCAAGGCGACUAGCGAGACGAACUAAGACAAGGACAUAAAGAAAAACCAAUCCAAUCCUUAUCCCCAAUCCAAUCCCAACCUCAAUCCUACCUCCCCGAAAAAAAAGCAAAAACUAAACCUA